AUGAUGCUUUCAAAGGCAUCAAUUCCAUCUCCUUCUUCAGCAAUUAAAGGGCCCACAACAAAUGCAAUGUCACCAAACAUGGCAAAUGCGAGUCAGGUAACCGGUUCUGGGAAUGUGGCGCUGUGUAUUUCCACAGCGGCGGCCUUGCAGACCCACUCAUCAAAAGCAGCAACGCUUUCCACUAUAACACCACCCUCUUCAGCCGGUUGUUCUGGGGGCACGUCUAGCGCAGGAAGUCACAGCCCAAUGAUGCCCGCCUAUCGAUCAUCAACAGAAGAUGUCCCACCUUCAACAAUGAUGAUGAUGGAUACUUCUGCCUCAACGGAAGAAGAGGGAAAAUAUUGGCAUCUUCCCCAUCAGGACACUGGAUAUCUCUCACCGCAGAAUGGCGGCAGAGGACUUGAUAGUACUAGAAUGAUGGCCAAUAAUGAGAGCGCCUCUCCCUCUCUUACGUACCAUAGAACUUAUUCUACCCCAAAUAUCCAUUACUCCUUUUCUCCAGAAACGACCAUUUCAAAUGGUGGCAUAGGAGCGCAGAAUUACCAACGCUUUGCAAACUACUAUCAAAAGUCACCCAACAGUGGAGCCGGAAUUGAUGCCCCGCGACUUGGGCCCUCAAAUGCCGCCCCACCAAUGGGGACUGCAUCCUCACAUUCGGGCACCACCGCUGGAUAUAGUCCUCUCGCAUUCACACAUGAGCAACAGGCGCAAUAUUUGUAUGCAUUGUACCACCAGCAGCUUCAAGCGCAAGUAAAAGAAGAGCAAGCCCAACGACUUAUGAUGUACAGUGGGUCGGGGUUUCCUCAGGACUCCCUCAUGUAUUACGCCGGUGGACGGCAAGCUCAGGCUACGAUGGAAUCCCCUACAUCGACCUCUUCAGGGUCCAAAGUCAAUAACGGAUCGACAUCUUCAUCGCCAACUUCAAAUUCUCCAACCAUCGCUAAAAAUGUUUCUCCUCAAGCACAACAAGAAAUGCUCGGGAUGGGAUUUUCUUCCAAUGGUCAACACGCUCAUUAUCCGCAUUUUCGUUCUUCGACAGAAUCAGCAGCAUCUUCUUCCUCCUCCUCCUCUUCUGGUAUCAGCACUCCCCCAAAUUCUGGAAGUAUGAGCUUCACUUCGUCUCCAGCCUCUUCCUCGAUCAUUCCUUCGAAAGAAAAUAUGAUGAUGAUGGAGAACCCAUCAGUAGGAGCAGGCGUUCACGGCGUGCAGCACCAACCAGCAUCAUCCAGCAGUACAUCCUCACUCUUUAACCUCCAUCAUAUGCCAUAUUCGUUUUAUAUGGGUGCUGGAGGGGCAUCUCCAAGUUCCCAAAUGGUGGGCGUACCACAGCAGCAUUAUGGGGCUAGCCAAUUCUCUGCAGCCCAAAGUCAGUAUUUUGGAUCUUCACGUGGUGCAAUAGUUACGCAACAACACCCCCAGCAUCAGAUGAUAAAUGGAUAUCAUCCGCAAAAUUCUUCAGCCAUCCAUCCUAUGGCGCAUCAUCCAAUGAUUUCUGUUGCACAUCACCAUUCAGCAGGCUCCGCCGCCUCUACAGCGAGCAUCAAAAUAUGCUCAAAUUGCGGAUGCACAUCGACGCCAUCGUGGCGUCGUUGCCCCACAGGUAAACAACUGCUAUGUAAUGCCUGUGGCCUCUAUCAAAAGCUCCACAACAAGCCGAGACCAUUUUGUGUAUUGGACGACGGCUCUGUUAAGGUGCAGCGAAAUGCAUUUCUCGAGGCAACCAGAUGUGGCCAUUGUAAUACUACUGAAACGCCGCUCUGGCGCCGUGGCUCCAAUGGACAAUCACUUUGCAAUGCAUGCGGUCUCUAUUUCAAGCAGCAUCGCCAAUACAGACCAUCGUUGCCCAAUACGGGAUGGCUAUCCACAGGCGGAUAUGAUGCAGAAAUAAUGAACGGAGGGGCUAACAUUGCAAACAUGUCCAACGCGGGCUCUGGAAUGAAUAGCUCAUCAUCGCCAGCAUAUCAGCACUACCAGCACCAUCAAGCGCAAUCAUCGCUUCACCACCAGCAGCAGUCGGCGUGGCUCGCGUCCGGAGCAGCAACUCCACUUGGCGGAGAUGGAACAUGCAGCCAAUCUUCCUCAUCUUCGUCUUCAUCGUCCGGAUUGCUUUUAGGCGCUGAAGAUGAAAAUGUUGGAAACAGGGCAGAAUUUCACCAACAUGCCCAUCUUCAGUCACCCCCAGAAAAUCAUGCUGAAGAUCUUGUUGGAGAUGAUUCUUCAGCGCCGGCUAAUGGGGCUAAUUCUGUAAAUUCUAACCAAGCUUCAAACCAUGGCCACCACAUGAUGCUGGCGGCGCAUGCCAUGAGUCCGGAAGAUGAGGCCGCCGUUUCUGCACUUGCCGAGCAAAUGCUUGAUGCCCAAGAGCUUUUUACACGGGAAGAGGACCCGAGUGUGCUUGCCGCCGUGGCCGCCGCCGCUGCUGCAGCAAAGAUCCAUCACUUUGAAAGAGGCGGGGUAGGUUUUGCUGCCGCCGACAUAGAAGAGUCUGUUGUGGGAAAUCCCGCCUCUUGCUGA
This is a messenger RNA of Mitosporidium daphniae, 2514 nucleotides long. Its product is annotated as GATA-4/5/6 transcription factor. The transcript has a single exon. Gene Ontology annotation, biological process: positive regulation of transcription by RNA polymerase II; negative regulation of transcription by RNA polymerase II. NCBI's taxonomy places the organism in Eukaryota, Fungi, Microsporidia. The record is from RefSeq and is a predicted model, not a curated record. Bases 1 to 2514 code for a protein of 837 amino acids. Gene Ontology annotation, molecular function: RNA polymerase II cis-regulatory region sequence-specific DNA binding; DNA-binding transcription factor activity, RNA polymerase II-specific; zinc ion binding.